AUGGAUACAAUAAUUUCGAUGGAGUUUGUGAUCCUUGCUAAGACAUAGCAAAGAAACCAUUAUGUUGUAUCUGUGGAUAAAAAGGUUUACUAAAACGACUUUCAGAUUAGAGUGGAGUAUAUGUACAUGUAUCAUGUGCUAUUUUUGCACCUUGCAGAAUAAGUAGAAAAAGCAUAAGAAGAUAUUGAAACAGAAUAGUGGAUAUUCCAUUUAAAGUUUUAAGCAAAUAAUUAAGAUCCAAAUCAAUUAGAUGUUGAGUCAUGUGAGAUUAAAUGCGAAUUAAAAGAGAUUUAAGACGCAUUUUAUACUGCAAUAGGUAAAUUCUAAGAUAAAUAAAAGAAAAGAGGAAAUCAGACACAAUAAUAUAAGGAACAUGUAAAAAACACAAUAAAUUGUAUCUUUGAUAAUUAUUCUUUACCUUAAUGUAAUUAACAAUGGUCAUGUCAAAACAAGAUAGAAAGUUAUUGUUAAGUACAUAUGGAAAGUCAUAGAUUAUUUUGUAUUUGUCGUAAAUUAAUGAAUAAUAAACAAAUGGUAUAAUGUGAUCAUUGUUAUGAAUGGUAUCAUUUGGGAUGUAUGAAACGUAAGAAUGUAAAGGAUGAUACUUAUGUUUGCGAAGCUUGUAAAGGUUGGAGUACAAAAAGAGCAAAAAUAGAUUUAGAUGAUCCAAAACUACUUAAUUUUGAAGAUUUGGUUGUUCCUAAGAGUGUCUAUAUUUGA
Molecule: messenger RNA, 720 nt
Organism: Paramecium sonneborni
Lineage: Eukaryota; Ciliophora; Oligohymenophorea; Peniculida; Parameciidae
Source: the annotation of a GenBank genome assembly